AUGGCGAAGAAGGAGAAGAAAGAGAAGAAAGAGAAGAAGGAGAAACGCUCCAAGGAACUCCCGCCCCACAUCGAGACGAACCGGACGCACAUGACUUGCGGCGCGGAGCAAAACCUGCACACGAGCACGCACACCUCCGCCCACCAGUACCGGGCGCUCGGCGUGGACAACUCCUGGGAUCUGGAGGAAUUCAAGGAAGGGCUCGAGGUGCACAUCCGGGAAAUGGACGACGAGUCGAUGACGUUUGACUUGGUUGGCGUGGACCCUGCCGUGGCGAACGCGCUGCGGCGGAUCAUGAUCGCGGAGGUUCCCACGAUGGCGAUCGAGCACGUCUUCUUCGUGAACAACACCUCGAUCGUCCACGACGAGGUGCUCGCGCACCGGCUGGGGCUGAUCCCUAUUGCUGCCGACCCCGCAAAGUUCUCCAGCAAGGCGACGGAGGACAAGGCGAACGAGACGAACACGCUGGUGUUCAAGCUCCACCAGCGCGGCACGAGGGGCGCCGGCGACGAGGGCGCAGACGGGUCGGCGCAGCACGUCACCAGCGACAUGCUGCAGUGGCUCCCCGAGGGCAGCGAGAUGCCGCACGACACCUCCUGCGUGUUCGCGAAGUCCCAGCAGGACGAGUUCGAGCAGCCGCCGGGCCCCGUGCAGCCCAACAUCCUCGUGGCCAAGCUGGCGCCCGGACAGGAGAUUCACUGCGAGAUGCACUGCAUCAAGGGCAUCGGGAAGGAGCACGCAAAGUGGUCGCCCGUGGCCACAGCGUGGUACAGGCUGCUUCCGGAGGUCGCGAUCCUGCGGCCCAAAGAGCUCAACGGCACGGAGGAGGGCGAGAGGCUGGUGCGGGAGUGUCCGGGGCUGUUUGCGAUGGAGAGGGGCGUGCUGGCGGCGCGCGACCCGAUGGAGAACGAGAACGAGUUGGAGAAGUUCCGCCGGCUGACGGGGGAGGACUGGCUGAAGGGCAAGGCUGUUCUCCGCAAGGCGAAGGACCACUUUGUCUUCACCGUGGAAAGCACGGGCGCGCUCAAGCCGUGGGACAUCUUCCGGCAGUCCAUCGAGAUCCUCCAGGGGAAGAUCGACGCAACGCUGCAGAAACUGUAG
This is a messenger RNA of Pedinophyceae sp. YPF-701, 1101 nucleotides long. NCBI's taxonomy places the organism in Eukaryota, Viridiplantae, Chlorophyta, Pedinophyceae. The record is from the annotation of a GenBank genome assembly.